Cyphellophora europaea CBS 101466 is the source of this 1116-nucleotide messenger RNA. RefSeq lists its product as uncharacterized. The transcript has a single exon. Lineage: Eukaryota; Fungi; Ascomycota; Eurotiomycetes; Chaetothyriales; Cyphellophoraceae. The record is from RefSeq and is a predicted model, not a curated record. Gene Ontology annotation, molecular function: oxidoreductase activity. Gene Ontology annotation, cellular component: mitochondrion. The coding region runs from base 1 to 1116 and encodes 371 amino acids.
AUGCGCGCCAUCCAUAUGCCUGGCGUGCCAGACGGCGAGUUCUCUCCCUACACGUUUCCCACCAAGCCAUGCCCUCCAGACGACCUGCAGUAUAGCGAUGACUUCCCAGAUCCCACGAUUCCUGUUGAGUCCUCAUCCAACACCUAUACCGUCCAAGUGUAUGCCACCGCACUUACCAAAGGAGAGCUCGGCUGGGCAGAGCUCCUGGAACCACAGCGUUUCCACUCCUUCGGCGGCCCAAUUCCAGGGCGAGAUCUCGUCGGAAGUGUUAUUGGUGUGCACCCUUGCGCCUCGGGCGAAACGCCGAAGUAUCAAGUCGGCGACCAAAUAUGGGGCUUCCUUCACGAAGACGGUGAGGGCGCUGCGGCCGAUCAGGCCCUCGUACGUGAACAAGAUAUCACACACCUACCUGCGAAGCCCGCCACAGCACCAGUGCAAUGGAAGGAGUCUCUUGCAACCAUCCCGCUUUCAGGCCUGACUGCGUGGCAAGCUUUGUUCGAGCACGGGCGUCUUACCGCCUCUAAACAGGACCCUAGCACCCGCAAACGAAUCCUUAUCACAGGUGCUGCCGGUUCUGUUGGCAUCCCCACGGUCCAGCUCGCCAAGCUAUACGACUUCCAUGUCACAGCACUUUGUUCGAAACGUCACAGGCCUUUCCUAACUGCAGAACUGGGAGUCGAUGAAAUUAUCGACUAUACCACAGCAGACUUCAAAGAUGUCCCGUCCUACGCACGUGCUAAGGGCUUACCACCAUUUGACCUGGUUGUUGACUGUGUGGGAGGUUUGACGGCGCAGGCCAUGCUCCUGGAGCCAACGUUCGUCAAGGGCGGCGGACGUAUCAUACUACUCGCCGGACCAGUCGCAGCGUACGGAAAGUCCCUCGAACAGCAAAUCAAGAGCCGAUGUGAAGCUGCAAGCGUUCACCAAGAUUUCUUCAUCGUGAAGAUGAACAGUGCACAGCUUGAUGAACUGGGCAAAUUGAUAACUGCGGGUCUCCUCGUACCACACUUCGACUCGGUGUUUCCUCUGCACCAGGGUAAGCAGGCCAUGAUGAAGGUCGAGAAGAAGGGCGCGGUCGGGCGCGGAAAGGUUGUGAUCGAAGUUGGUGGCACCUGA